ACUCAGUAGUUUGGAUGCCUUGCCUCGUGGAUAGACAGCUAAAUGUUUGCUUUGCAGCCUCCUUCAAAGCUUGUGCGAGAAAUUCUUCUUUGGAUGGUUGUCCCCCAAUGAAGAUUGCAGAGAGAAGAUUCCUGCUUGAAAUAGUAUCUUGCAGACCACACAAACAUGUGUGACUUUGAAGCAAACAACCUAUGCUCAUGGCAGAAUGUUCAGCAAGGCGACGACUUUGACUGGAUUCGCUACCGGUCAUCAACGCCAACAGAUGACACCGGUCCGGAUUUUGACAAUUCCCUAAAAAAUGUUCAAGGGAACUACAUGUUCAUCGAGUCAAGCUCUCCUCGGGUCCAGAACGAGAAGGCCUGGCUGAUGAGUCCAUUUAUACAGUCCCCAGGAACCCAUUUCCAGUGUUUUCAGUUCUGGUAUCACAUGAAAGGUUCGUCGAUUGGUCAGCUGAAUGUGUACCAGAAACAAGAUAGCCACCUCCCAGGCAAUCUCGUCUGGAGCUUAUCUGAGCAACAGGGCCCUGAUUGGCUGUUUGCGCAAGUUCCACUGGACGCAACAGUGGGAUUCAAGCUAGUUGUGGAGGCAACAGUAGGAUCUGGUUACGAGGGUGACAUCGCUAUUGAUGACUUCAAUUUGACCGAAGGGUUCUGUUCACCACUGCCCAUGAAGGCUUCAAGAACUAAUCUUGCAAACAAAGUGAAUGGCCAGUGGACUAGCUGGUACCCUUGGGCUCCAUGCAGCGUGACAUGCGGUUUGGGUGACCAUUACAGACUGAGAACUUGCACCCAUCCACGUCCACAGAAUGGAGGCAGUUACUGCGAUGGGGAAGCUGAAGAGCGAGAUGCAUGCUUGCUAGGAGCUUGCUUCGGAAGUUCACCAGUUGUUAGCAGUUCAACUACGAGUAGUCCAUCUGGGACUUCAACCGAUACUUCAAUAUUACUACCAACAACUACAACAGGAUCCAGCGGCACAUCGAAAACAACUGCAGGCACAACUGCGGCUCCACAUCCCAUACAGUGCACAUUGUGUGAGGUCAACCCUCAGCUGUGCUUUGUCCUAACUAAGGUGGAGAUGUGCCCCAACUCCUACUGUAUCAAUGAAGUCACAAACAGGGAAGACGGUGCUAGAUGGGUUGACAGAAGAUGUGGCACUUAUGACGAGUGUGAGAACGACUGGUGGCACAGCACGAGUGAUGAUCCAGACUGUCAGGACUACAAACCAGACCAGAACACGUUCAAGUACAUCCACUGUACCUACUGCUGCACCACGGACAACUGUAACAGGGAUAUCAAGCCUGCUCAAGACACCCUCUACACGCAUCCCAAAAAAUAGACGAAAUAGACGGACAGGGUUUCACACACAGAUGUCCUGGUGCGAUUGAAUGUAGAAACUGAAAUAAAGGGAAACAUU
Molecule: messenger RNA, 1413 nt
Organism: Dreissena polymorpha
Lineage: Eukaryota; Metazoa; Mollusca; Bivalvia; Myida; Dreissenidae
Product: MAM and LDL-receptor class A domain-containing protein 1-like
Exons: 10
Coding region: 166-1335 (389 amino acids)
Cellular component (GO): membrane
Source: RefSeq, a predicted model, not a curated record